GGACAUUGUCUCUGUGUCUCUAUGUGACGGAUCGACCCAAGUCAUGGUCAUCAGGAUAUCGUGACGGAGGAGGCAUCCAUCAUUCAAUCGGCUUCGACGGCAACCCCACUCGCCUGGAAGCUGGAAAACCCGGCGGCACACUUGGGCUCUUCCGGACCGAUGCACUGCUCCUUCUUCCUCUCUUCCACCGACAUGGCAGAGACCUGCGCCCAAUAGUGCUUGGCCAGUAUCUCGGCAAUUCCGGGCUGCUGCUGCCACUUGCCGACGGUGAACUCGCCCUCUGCGCACCGCACAUCAGUGAGACGGCCGGCUAUCAGCUGGCUGUGGAGGUAUCGGAGGGUUUGCAUGAGCUGCCCGUCCUGUGGGAGGGAGGGAGAGAGCGAGACAUACACUUGUGGAGUGGGGUGGGGCUUCAUUUAUAUUGGCAAUGUUUGCUGCGCACGUACCGACUCGAAUGGGUCGUUGGUGUCGUAGCGGCCAAUGAAUGGCGGCACGGGCAGGAAGUUCUGUGGCUGGCAGAGCCCUUGUUGCACCCUGCACCGCACACACACGCACACGUCUCUCGCUCUGUGUGUGUGUAAGGCAGGCGCGUACAUGUCAUCGAUGAGGACAGUGUGUGAGACGUCUCCCUUGGUGGGCAGCCCACUCCAGCCGAGGUCCUUCAAGCCUGCGGCGGUCUCUCGCAUGUCGCUGUAGUAAAAACUGCGUGCCGACACACACACACACACACAGAGAGGGAGGGAGGGAAAAGAAGACAUGUCUUUAUGACGAAACAAGCAGAUGCGUAUGCAGACCGGGCGAAGAAGAGCUCUCUAGGGGUGAAGCCUGCGUCCGUCUCGAGCCGGUCAAUGAUCGGGUCUACCCAGUCGGCCACGCCUGCCGACCACACCAGCAUCCGCACCCCAAUGCCCUUCAGCUGUUUCAAAAACGAUAUGAUAUGCGGGCGGACGAGCACCUGCACACACACACACACAUACACGCACAGAGAGAGAGAGGGAUGCAACUCUUGGUGCACAUGAUGGAUUCUGAAAGGGGUGACCGUUCUGUGUGUUGUGUCUGGAGUCCAUGGGUGUUGGAAGUAGGUGACCCCUCUGUCGAUGGGCCCGCUCUUCAUGCCGUGAAUCAUGGUCUCGUCCACUGUGUUGACACACAGACAGGCACACCUCUCUCUCGCUAUCUCUCUCUCUCUCUCUGUGUGUGUGUGCGUGUGUGCGUGUGUGCGUGCGUGUUCCUGCAGCCUGGCAGUGUUUGUUUGUCUGUUUGUCUGUCUGUCUGUCUGUGGUGUCUGUGCUGUGUCUCGCCUACUGUCCCAGACGAUGGUCAGCCCCCCUGCACACAGGCACAACAGACAAUGCCGGCCAGCCACGUACAACGCCUAGCCUGCCUGCUGGCAGUGCGUGCGUACCAUGAUGGUUGGAUGCGGUGGCCGCCGCCGUCUGUGUGUCCAGGUCGGCCUCUGUCGCCUCGCUGUUUAUGUCAUGAUGAUGCUUCAGGUGCCACCUUGGCCGACCGCUGGACAACAGGGAUAGCUGGGCAGACACACAGGCAAUCGCCAGAAGAAUACGCAUGGCUGGAGGGCCACACUUUC
Messenger RNA from Vitrella brassicaformis, 1588 nucleotides. The record is from the annotation of a GenBank genome assembly. Lineage: Eukaryota; Vitrellaceae.